CGCGUGCGGUGCACGCCUUGAUUAAAAUGAAAACAGAUCAGCAAUUCAUUAGUGCACCAUCUGACGUGUUGAAAGCAGUCAAUAUGAGAAUUCUGUUCACAAGUUUAAUCUUUGUCUUCAUAGAUCAUGCCUUCUGUAAAUUAUGUAACGCCAAAUAUUUUGAUGUUGUGGGGAGGGUUGUUUUCGGAGAAGCCAGAGGAGAACCGAUGGAAGCUAAACUCGGGGUCGCUUACACCAUCAUCAACCGAAUACGUCACGAAGCGUAUCCUAGCAACUUGUAUUCAGUGAUCUUUGAGAGAAUGUCAAAUGGAAACUACCAAUAUGAGACUUUGAAUAGUCCUAACGACACGAUCGAAUGGCAGGAAGCUAAAAUUCAGCAAGAUCCGGAAUACUCCGAUGUUUUCCAAGCGACCGUGGACGCUCUAUGUCGCUGGAAGAACGAUCCGACGGAGUGUGCAACUAAUUUCUGCUCCGUUGAUCCGUGCCCAGCUACAGAUUCUAACCCAUGGUGGCUAGCUGUAAAGAAAAGGAAACUCGGGGGUCUGUACUUUGUGUGUAGGGUGAGUGCGACUGCGCAAUCGGAUCGCCGAUCACGUGGACGAGAUUGGAAAUGAUGCAAAAUCCUACCAUCAGGAUGUUUCCCAAACAAGCAAAACAUUGUAGAACUUAUAGGAGGUUUUAGGUUUUUAGUAACUUCUAAUGCACAGUAUAACCCUAUGAAUUGCUUGGUUUUUGAAAUACUUUAUAGAAUAGUCACAGAAGAUGUGCAUGGUGCAUAGCCGUUAUAUUCAAAUAAAAGGUAUUGGAAUA
Molecule: messenger RNA, 810 nt
Organism: Magallana angulata
Lineage: Eukaryota; Metazoa; Mollusca; Bivalvia; Ostreida; Ostreidae
Product: spore cortex-lytic enzyme-like
Exons: 2
Coding region: 27-614 (195 amino acids)
Molecular function (GO): hydrolase activity
Source: RefSeq, a predicted model, not a curated record